Sporisorium graminicola is the source of this 2538-nucleotide messenger RNA. RefSeq lists its product as uncharacterized. Gene Ontology annotation, biological process: cristae formation. The transcript has 2 exons. Bases 1 to 2538 code for a protein of 845 amino acids. The record is from RefSeq and is a predicted model, not a curated record. NCBI's taxonomy places the organism in Eukaryota, Fungi, Basidiomycota, Ustilaginomycetes, Ustilaginales, Ustilaginaceae.
AUGCCGCCUCCAGCAAGAGCGACAGUCGAAGAGAUUGACGACGACGACGAUCCGUAUGCCCCGUACCGAGCUGGGCGGGGUGGCUCGAGUGGUUCGCGUCCGUCGUCAGGCGGGUCCAGGUCCAGUUCGAGCAGCGCGUCCUCUUCGUCAUCUUCAUCGGCAAAUACGUCUUCGAGCAGUCGCACGUCCGCUUCUUCAGGCACCAACAUGCGGAACCGAGAAACUCCAGCGUCGUACGGCCAGAACAGCACAGCGUCAGACAUCUACGACCAGUCCCCAUCAGCGGGCACGCAAGGCACCUUCCCACGUGAGGGAGGUGACGAGGAACCUCUCUUUGGCGGUCGACCGUUCCGCGACUCUCACGAUCCUCCUUCAUCCAGUGAUCCAUCAGCCGAUCCGGCAAGCCGCGCGACAGACAAAGAGUACCUCUACGCCAUCCUCAACGUCCCCACGGAUGCCAGUCCGGACGCGAUCAAAGACGCCUACCGCUCGCUCGCUGUAGUGCUGCAUCCAGACAAGCACAACGAUGCGUCUCGCAAGUCUGCCGCCGAGUCGCGCUUCCGCGAGGUGCAGCGUGCUUACGAGAUUCUGUCCGACGCGGAAAAGAGGACCAUCUACGAUUACUUUGGGGAGGAGGGGUUGAAAUCGACCUGGUCCGUGGCGGUGCGCGGGAGGAACCCGGCUGAGAUGCAGGCAGAGUUCGAGCGGGAGAGAAGGCGGAAGCAGGCUGCGGAUGCGGAGGCGUUGGUGAAGAGCAAGGGUGAUUUUACAGCGCAUGUUGAUGCGUCGGCGUUGUUUGCUCAUCCGAGUCGGAUUGCGAGGCGGCCUUUGCAGCAGCAGCCGCCAUUCGGGGCACAGCAGAAGCCGUCACCAGCAGCUGCGGUGGCGGCAGCGAAAGACACGCCCACAGCAGUGCCAGGAGGCAUGGUCGCCCCGACCCCUUCCUUCGCACGCACCUCCAUCAGCCUCGCCGACAGAAUCGCCAGUAUCAACUGCACGCAGCUUAUCGGCAAGCACGGCUUUGAAACCCAAGUUACCAAUCAGACCUCCGCGACGUUCUCGGGCCAGAUGGUCAGCCGUAACGGGCUCGGCGGCGGCAACCUCGUGGGCACGGUCAAGACGCACUGGUCUCCCCGCCUGUUCAGCGAGAUCACGCUCUCGUUCCUCCGGCCGCAGAUCAUCACCACCAAGGGGCAGUACACGCUGGAUGCCAAUUCGUUUUUCACGUGGCAGUCGACGCUGCAGACACCGCUGCUGCCACCAACACUCAACGUGACGUACGGGCAGAGGCUGUCGACCAAGUCGACACUGACGGGGUUCACGAGUGUGCGGAGUGGGACGUACAGCAUUGCGGGGUGGGGGAGGGAUGUGGGCGGCGGUGCAGGCGGCAUGGUGAGGCGCGAGCCGGCGGCGGUGUCGGUGGGACUGACCAAGCAGGUGGACGAGGGUAAAGGGUGGACUGUCCAAACCAGUGUUUCCGCGGUGGACCAGAACGUGUCGUUCGACUAUGCGCUCAAGGUGCUUAGUGGAGUCAAAGUGCGCACGGGGUUCAAUCUGGGGACGGGCUCCGGAGUGAGCGCCUUUGCCUCUGCCGAACGACGGCUGACCGAGAACACGCGUGUCUCGCUGGGUCUCAACUGCGCCCUGCCCGUCGGCGGCGUGACAUUGCGGAUCAAACUCAACCGGCUGGGGCAGAAGAUCCUACUGCCCAUCCUGCUCUCGCCCGAAUUCAGAUCGGAUCUCGUCGUCGCGUUCACCGUGCUGCCUGCAGCAGCAUACACCGCGCUGCACUGGGGAUACCUCGAGCCGCGAAAGCACGCGCGGCUGCGCGAUCGGCUCGGCGAGCUGCGCCGCGCCAACCACGAGCUGAUCGCCGAGAGGAGGGCCGCGGCGGUGGAGGCGCGCGAGGUGCUACGGGACCAGGCGGUCAAGAAGGCGCGCGUCGAGGUUGAGCGUUCCGGGCUCGUGAUCCUCGCCGCGUGGUACGGGAGGAAAGACGAGCUGCCCCUCUCUGCGCUCCUCUCCUCCCGUCCGUCUUCGGCUGACUUGGAUGCGGAGGCGAAAAGCGUCUGGUCCAGCAUCGCCCACCAACCUCCAGCCACAACCGCGGAGGCAGCGCAGACCGAGUCGCCGGUGUGGGACGUCAUGAUCCCGCUCCAAGCCCUCACCACCAAGGGCCAGCUCAUCGUCCCCGCCGGCCGCUCCAAGGCCAACCUGCUCGGCUUCCACGAUCCCGUCAUGGGCGAGAGGAAGCAUCUCAGCGUCGUGUAUACGUUCAGAGGCGCUUUGCACCACGUCGUCGUCGCGGACUGGGACGAGUUGGCGCUACCUAUGCGCAUUCAUCAGUGGCAGCCAGCCACCCCAUCCCCCACCGCCACCUUCCUUAUUCCCGCCUCCUCCUCCAUCGCCAUCCACCCCUUCCAAGUGAUCGGCAAUCGCAUCCAUGAGCACUUCCCACUUGACCCUGCUGGUAGGAGCCUUGCGCCGACUCCUCAGCCUGACGAGCUUCAACGCGAUCAGAUCGCAGACCUGUCGUGA